Trichechus manatus latirostris (Florida manatee) is the source of this 1509-nucleotide messenger RNA. It is a transcript of the gene GPC6, whose product is annotated as glypican 6. Gene Ontology annotation, biological process: cell migration; regulation of signal transduction; regulation of neurotransmitter receptor localization to postsynaptic specialization membrane. The transcript has 12 exons. NCBI's taxonomy places the organism in Eukaryota, Metazoa, Chordata, Mammalia, Sirenia, Trichechidae. Gene Ontology annotation, cellular component: extracellular region; cell surface; plasma membrane. The coding region runs from base 178 to 1509 and encodes 443 amino acids. The record is from RefSeq and is a predicted model, not a curated record.
UAUAAAAGUUUGCUGAGCGCAGUCCAGAGGGCUGCGCUGCUCGUCCCCUCGGCUGGCGGAAGGGGGUGACGCUGGACGAGGAACGCGCCGCUGGCUCUGGCGGGCUUUCGGCUUGAGGGGCUAGGUGAAGAGCGCACGGGCCCUGGGGUUUACCGAGCUGGAUUUGCAUGUUGCACCAUGCCUUCUUGGAUCGGUGCUGUGGUUCUUUCCCUCUCCGGGCUGCUGCUGUCCCUCCCGGCCAGGGCGGAUGUGAAGGCUCGGAGCUGCGGCGAAGUCCGCCAGGCGUACGGUGCCAAGGGAUUCAGCCUGGCGGACAUCCCUUACCAGGAGAUCGCAGGGGAACACUUAAGAAUCUGUCCUCAGGAAUAUACAUGCUGCACCACAGAAAUGGAAGACAAGUUAAGCCAACAAAGCAAACUCGAGUUCGAAAACCUUGUGGAGGAGACAAGUCAUUUUGUGCGUACCACGUUUGUGUCCAGGCACAAGAAAUUUGAUGAAUUUUUCCGAGAGCUCCUGGAGAAUGCUGAAAAGUCACUCAAUGAUAUGUUUGUACGGACCUAUGGAAUGCUGUACAUGCAGAACUCAGAAGUGUUCCAGGACCUCUUCACGGAGCUUAAAAGGUACUACACGGGGGGCAAUGUGAACCUGGAGGAGAUGCUAAAUGACUUUUGGGCUCGGCUUCUGGAACGGAUGUUUCAGCUGAUAAAUCCACAGUAUCACUUCAGCGAGGACUACUUGGAAUGUGUGAGCAAAUACACUGACCAGCUGAAGCCAUUUGGAGAUGUGCCCCGGAAAUUGAAGAUUCAGGUCACCCGUGCUUUCAUCGCUGCCCGAACAUUUGUCCAAGGACUGACUGUGGGCAGAGAAGUUGCAAAUCGAGUUUCCAAGGUAAUUGCAAAUCCUACCCUGUCCUGUACGCAAGGUAAAAUUAAAAUGAUGUUAUGUUCCCACUGUCAAAGCUUUACCUCAUUAAAAAUAACGUGUUUUAGUUAUUGUGGCUCCAUCAACAGAACUUGCCUGUUGAAUCAGAAGGAAAUUGAACUGAAAAUCAAGAACUUUCUAGAUGCGAUGCUCUUGGUGGCAGAGAGACUGGAAGGACCAUUCAACAUUGAGUCUGUCAUGGACCCUAUAGACGUCAAGAUUUCUGAAGCCAUUAUGAACAUGCAAGAAAACAGCAUGCAGGUGUCUGCAAAGGUCUUUCAGGGAUGUGGCCAGCCCAAGCCCGCUCCAGCCCUCAGAUCGGCCCGCUCAGCUCCAGAAAAUUUUAAUACUCGUUUCAGGCCCUACAAUCCUGAAGAAAGACCGACAACCGCCGCAGGUACUAGCCUGGACCGGCUGGUCGCAGACAUAAAAGAGAAGCUGAAGCUCUCUAAAAAGGUCUGGUCGGCUUUACCCUACACCAUCUGCAAGGAUGAGAGCGUGACAGCGGGCACGUCGAACGAAGAGGAAUGCUGGAACGGGCACAGCAAAGCCAGGGAGACGGUGAUCAAGGAGCUGGCUGAGGAUUAA